AUGGAGGAAAUCCUGAUCAGUUCGAACUCCCACGAAGAAUCGGACAAUGUUUUUUCCCAGAUAAGUCUCCGGCCGUUCGACCUCUCCGACGUCGAUGAUUUCAUGGAAGCGGCGGCCAAGUACAUCGCCGAGGUGGCGAUCCCCCACCCUUGGCUCCGCGCCAUCUGCAUCGGGAAUCGAGCUGUCGGGGCAAUCUCCGUCGCCCCCGGGACGGGCGGCGACAGGUGUCGGGGCGAGCUUGGUUACGUCCUGGCAUCGGAGUAUUGGGGCAAGGGAAUCGUUACGCGGGCGGUGAGGAUGGUAGCCUCUAGCAUUUUUUUGGAGUGGCCUCACAUGGAGAGGCUUGAAGCCCUUGUGGAUGUAAAUAACAAGGGGUCACAGAGGGUGCUGGAGAAGGUUGGGUUUGUGAGGGAAGGUGUUUUGAGGAAGUACUUCUUUCAGAAGGGAAAAGCCAGGGACAUGGUCAUGUUUAGUCUUCUUUCAACUGACCCCCUAGUGAACUAA
Thlaspi arvense is the source of this 504-nucleotide messenger RNA. The record is from the annotation of a GenBank genome assembly. Lineage: Eukaryota; Viridiplantae; Streptophyta; Magnoliopsida; Brassicales; Brassicaceae.